Otolemur garnettii (small-eared galago) is the source of this 2121-nucleotide messenger RNA. RefSeq names its product atlastin GTPase 2 (gene ATL2). Lineage: Eukaryota; Metazoa; Chordata; Mammalia; Primates; Galagidae. The record is from RefSeq and is a predicted model, not a curated record. The transcript is spliced from 13 exons. Gene Ontology annotation, biological process: protein homooligomerization; endoplasmic reticulum organization. Gene Ontology annotation, molecular function: GTP binding; GTPase activity. Bases 25 to 1659 code for a protein of 544 amino acids.
GAGUUAAUUUUAAAUCGGUACAAGAUGGCGGAGGGGGACGAGGUAGCGCGAAGGCAGCAGCCGCACCAGGGGCUGCGGCGCCGGCGACGGACUAGCGACCCAAGCACCGAGGUUAACCACGUCUCGUCCACGACCUCCCUAGGUGAGAAUUAUGAAGAUGAUGACCUAGUAAACUCUGAUGAGGUUAUGAAGAAACCAUGUCCAGUACAGAUUGUUCUUGCUCAUGAAGAUGACCAUAACUUUGAGCUUGAUGAAGAAGCUUUGGAGCAGAUAUUGCUACAGGAGCACAUUCGAGAUCUUAACAUAGUAGUGGUAUCUGUGGCAGGAGCUUUUCGUAAAGGGAAAUCAUUUCUCCUGGACUUCAUGCUUAGAUACAUGUAUAACAAGGAUUCUCAAAGUUGGAUUGGUGGAAACAAUGAACCGUUGACUGGCUUUACCUGGCGAGGUGGUUGUGAAAGGGAAACAACAGGCAUACAAGUUUGGAAUGAAGUGUUUGUGAUUGACAGACCAAAUGGAACGAAAGUUGCUGUGCUGCUUAUGGAUACCCAAGGUGCCUUUGAUAGCCAGUCAACUAUUAAAGACUGUGCAACGGUGUUUGCUUUGAGCACUAUGACUAGCUCUGUCCAGGUAUAUAAUCUGUCUCAGAAUAUUCAAGAAGAUGAUCUUCAACACUUGCAAUUAUUUACAGAAUAUGGAAGACUUGCAAUGGAAGAAAUCUACCAGAAACCUUUUCAGACGUUAAUGUUUUUGAUUCGAGAUUGGAGUUAUCCUUAUGAACAUUCAUAUGGUUUGGAAGGUGGAAAACAAUUUCUUGAGAAGAGAUUGCAGGUAAAGCAAAAUCAACAUGAAGAGUUACAGAAUGUAAGGAAGCACAUUCACAAUUGUUUCUCAAAUCUUGGUUGCUUCCUUUUGCCACACCCCGGUCUUAAAGUUGCAACUAAUCCUAGUUUUGAUGGGAGACUAAAAGAUAUUGAUGAUGACUUUAAACGAGAGCUUCGAAAUCUGAUUCCAUUGCUGCUUGCCCCUGAAAAUUUGGUAGAAAAAGAAAUAAGUGGAUCUAAAGUCACUUGUAGAGAUCUUGUAGAAUAUUUUAAGGCUUACAUUAAAAUUUAUCAAGGAGAGGAACUUCCACACCCAAAGUCCAUGCUUCAGGUAGAGAGAGUAUAUGGUUUGUGUUGUACAUGUACUUAUGAGAGAGUGAAAAAAAUGGGUGGAGAUGAAUUCUGCCGUCGUUAUCAGGACCAGCUUGAAGCUGAAAUCGAAGAAACCUAUGCAAAUUUUAUAAAGCACAAUGAUGGCAAAAAUAUCUUCUAUGCUGCUCGUACCCCUGCCACACUAUUUGCAGUCAUGUUUGCUAUGUAUAUAAUCUCAGGACUGACUGGCUUCAUCGGCCUAAACUCUAUAGCCGUCUUGUGUAACCUCAUCAUGGGGUUAGCACUGACAUCUCUUUGUACUUGGGCAUAUGUUAAAUACUCUGGGGAGUUCAGAGAAAUUGGAACAAUGAUUGAUCAGAUUGCUGAAACACUAUGGGAACAGAGGAGUCCCAGGAAGGUGUUUUCCAAACUGUUUGAAGUUACUAGACGUCGAAUGGUUCAUCGUGCUCUUUCAUCAGCACAGCGACAGAGACUGUCAUCCAACAAUAACAAGAAGAAAAAUUAGACAGUAUUUUUAACUUUUUUCUCUAUCUGAAGUGUUCACACUUAUACAUGUAGGACAAUAAGCAGGACCGUCUGGGCCGGUCUGCAUAAAUGCUGUAUACAUACCAGAUUUGAUGCUGCAUAUAGGGUAUGGAAUUGCACAUCCAUCUCAUAGGAAUUGUAAAUGGUUUGAAUAAGAGGAAAGUAAUUUUUGUUGCAUAUAAAAUGUCUAACUGCAUUAUUUGUAGCAUCAUAACUUUUUUGGGAGAAGCAUCUUUUUAUUUCCCACAUUCCUGGUUAUUUUCAUCAUUGCUUUGAAUUGAAUUUUUAUAUCUAUUUUUAUAUGUAACUUUUUUUACCUCACGUUUUUGUUUAUUUUGCACAUUUCUCAUACCACAGGUAUUGAAGCCCCUGGGUGAUAAUUUGAUGGAGGAGAACAUAAGGCAGUCUGUAACAAACUCUAUCAAAGCAGGCCUCACUGACC